AAUUACCAACACAUCAAUUGAUUCUAAAAAGGAUUUAGAAAAAGAACUAAAACAAUCAAUCGAAUCAUUUAUUCUAUCAACAGCUAAUAGUGUUAUUGAUCCAUUAUUAUCUUUAUUAACAAAAAUAUCAGUAUUUUUGAACCAGUCCAUUAAGAAUCAAACAGACCCAAUGCUUUUAUCACAACAAUCAUUUGCAGAUCCACAAAGAAUUAAAGAAAUUAUCGAGCAAGUUAAAGAAAAAUCUCAAACUUUUUUACCAGAUGUAUUGUCUAAAAUGAAACUAUAUCUUUCACCAUCAACUCAAACUCUUUUGGUGAAACCAAUUAAAACUAAUAUUAUUGAUGGGUUUGAUCAAAUUAAUCAAUAUACUAAAAAGUAUUAUACAGAUGAACAGAAUAAUAUUAUAAAUUUAAAAUCAUUAAAAGUAAUAUUGGAUGAUAUUUUUUCUACAUUAUCAUCUCCAAAAUUAACAAAUAAUAAUAGUAAUAAUAGUAAUAAAAAUAAUAAUAAUAAUAAUAAUAUUGAUGAUAAUAAUACCACUAAUAACAAUUCAAUAGAAAUAAAUAAUAACACUGAAUAA
Molecule: messenger RNA, 580 nt
Organism: Dictyostelium purpureum
Lineage: Eukaryota; Evosea; Eumycetozoa; Dictyosteliales; Dictyosteliaceae
Exons: 1
Biological process (GO): intracellular protein transport; Golgi organization; intra-Golgi vesicle-mediated transport
Cellular component (GO): cis-Golgi network; membrane; COG complex
Source: RefSeq, a predicted model, not a curated record